Molecule: messenger RNA, 9349 nt
Organism: Homalodisca vitripennis (glassy-winged sharpshooter)
Lineage: Eukaryota; Metazoa; Arthropoda; Insecta; Hemiptera; Cicadellidae
Product: calcium-dependent protein kinase C-like
Biological process (GO): protein phosphorylation
Molecular function (GO): zinc ion binding; diacylglycerol-dependent serine/threonine kinase activity; ATP binding
Source: RefSeq, a predicted model, not a curated record
UCUGCUAGUUAGCUGUCAUUAUUAGUGUUGCUGUUUCUCGUCGUCAUGGCGGACGAAGAUAACGUAAAUGACGAUACUCCCGCGAAUGACUUAAAUACUAAGUUUGGUUUACGGCUUCGCGGUCGGAAAGGCGCGUUAAAAAAGAAAAACGUGUACAAUGUUAAGGAUCACAAGUUCAUCCCACGGUUUUUCAAGCAGCCAACAUUCUGCAGCCAUUGCAAGGAUUUUAUAUGGGGAUUUGGAAAACAAGGGUUCCAGUGUCAAGUGUGCAGUUUUGUGGUCCACAAGAGGUGUCAUGAGUUCGUCUCUUUCACGUGUCCCGGUGCAGACAAGGGGCCGGACUCAGAUGCGGAGGCCAAGCACAAAUGGGAGGUGCACUCCUACGUUACCCCCACAUUCUGCGACCACUGCGGCUCCAUGCUGCACGGCAUCACCCAACAAGGACUCAAGUGUUCCGCAUGUGACAUGAACGUACACAAGCGAUGUGAGGAGAGUGUGCCGAACUUGUGUGGUUGCGACCACACGGAAAGACGGGGUCGCAUCGAGCUGAAGAUCUCCUGCGUGGGCAGCAAGCUCACUGUGGACGUGAGGCAAGGGAAGAACUUGAUUCCGAUGGAUCCAAAUGGUCUGUCGGAUCCCUACGUCAAACUGAAGCUGAUCCCGGACUCUGACAACGUCAAGAAGAAAACGAAAACCAUCAGGUCGUCGCUGAACCCCGUCUGGAACGAGCAACUCGUUUUUGAGCUGAAGAGCGAAGACAAGGAUCGCCGCCUCCUGAUAGAGGUGUGGGAUUGGGACAGGACCUCGCGCAAUGACUUCAUGGGUUCCCUGUCCUUCGGCAUCUCCGAGCUGAUCAAGUCGCCGGUGGAGGGAUGGUUCAAGCUGCUCACGGAGGAGGAGGGCGAGUUCUACAACGUCCCCGUGCCGGAGGAAGGCGCCGACCUCGCCAACCUCAAGUCUCAGAUGCGGGGAUCUAGAGUUCAGACGAAACAUGCGAAAACAUCUAUAACUAAGAAAGCACCAGUGUCGGCGGAUAAGGAAGUACCGCACAACAUGGGCAAGAAGGACGUCAUUCGAGCUUCAGACUUCAACUUCCUCAUGGUCCUGGGAAAAGGAAGUUUUGGCAAGGUGAUGUUGGCGGAAAGGAAAGGAACGGACGAACUGUAUGCAAUCAAGAUUCUCAAAAAGGAUAUUAUCAUUCAGGACGAUGACGUGGAGUGCACCAUGGUGGAGAAGAGGGUCCUUGCGCUUUCCAGCAAGCCACCAUUCCUAGUUCAACUGCACUCGUGCUUCCAGACCAUGGAUCGAUUGUACUUCGUGAUGGAGUACGUCAACGGUGGAGAUCUCAUGUUUCAGAUACAACAGUGCGGCAAGUUCAAGGAGCCGGUUGCCGUGUUCUACUCGGCUGAGAUCGCGAUAGGACUGUUCUACCUGCAUGCCCGAGGAAUCGUCUACAGGGAUCUGAAACUGGACAACGUGCUGCUGGACCAAGACGGGCAUAUCAAAAUUGCCGAUUUCGGUAUGUGCAAGGAGGGCAUAACCGGGGACAAGACUACAAAGACUUUCUGCGGCACGCCAGACUACAUCGCUCCUGAGAUCAUCCUGUACCAACCCUACGGCAAGUCUGUGGACUGGUGGGCGUACGGAGUGCUGCUGUAUGAGAUGCUGGUAGGACAACCGCCGUUCGACGGCGAGGAUGAGGAAGAAUUGUUUGCCGCCAUCACAGACCACAGUGUCAGCUACCCGAAGUCUCUGUCCAAGGAGGCCAAAGAAGUCUGCAAAGGGUUCCUGAUGAAAAACCCGACCAAGAGGUUAGGUUGUGGAGCACGGGGAGAGGAAGAUGUUCGAGGGCACGCUUUCUUCCGAAGGAUCGAUUGGGACCGCAUUGAAAACAGAGAGGUCCAGCCACCAUUCAAACCAAAAAUCAAACACCGCAAGGACGUGAGCAACUUCGACAAGCAGUUCACUUCUGAGAAGACAGACCUGACGCCGACUGACAAGUUGUUCAUGAUGAACCUGGACCAGACAGAGUUCAUGGGUUUCUCCUUCCUCAACCCUGAGUAUAUCCAGCACGUGUGAACGCGUCGGCGGCCCUGCCAAGACAAUCCUCUCCGUAGUAUUCGCCCCGAUCACUGCUGUAGCCGUCGUCACUUCUAUUUCGUAUUUUAGCUGUCCUUGGUAGAAAGAGUGAGGUUCCGACUAACCCGUCUGGGUUAGAUUUAGUGAGAAAAAUUUUGUUAUUACGUAUGAAGGUUUUAGCCGUAUUGGAACCAAAAUACAGGGAUCACGUUUAAAUGUAUGCCUUAAUCCACCCCUGUACCUUUUGAACGAAGUUUUUAUUUAUUCCAAAAAACCUCAUCUAAUGUGGUUAACUCUCCUGUAGCAAACGUUUUAGCAGUUUUCUGCUCAACCAGGUCUAGAAUAAUCUCAUUAAGAUGAUACUUGUAAAAAUAGUUCAAUUUUAAAUUUUUUUAUUUUAUUGGUGCAGCAUUAAACGCUUAUAUUGUUUGUUCAUACGUUAAUAAUUGCCAAUUUAAAUAUUGAAUUUACCUUUUCCAGCCUGUUUCACAGCACAGGCGUGCCAAAAAGUACGAUUUUGUGAGCUUGAAAGCAUUUUAUGUGUUGAUUUAAAACCAUGCAGUAAAAUAAACCAGUCAUAAUCUUGUUUCCUAUUUAUUGGUAGGUGUAGGCUAUGUCUAGUAACAGUGUAUGCCCCAGCUGUACACACUAGAGAUUAGUCAAGUAAACAUUAAUUCGUAAUAAAUAAACCAUUAAUUUUAAACCAAUUCAAAAUAGAGCGAAUAAUAAAACACCUCAACAGAAAUGUGUGAAUCAGUUAUGAGCCGUAUUGUUACGAAUUAAUUUAUAGUAUGGAACAAUUUCCUGCUACUUUUGUUUCAAAAAUGUGUGGUUGCGAUACAGAAUAGUAGUGAAGUGAGUUUCCUAAGUGAAAUAUUGUUUGUUGUUCAGAGCACAGUCCACUCAAGUGGAACGUUUGUUAGCCUAUUUUCGAGCGCGUGAAGUAUAUCGGGGGUUUUACGUAAAGUAACGUAAAUUUGGUUGUAGUUUUGUUUGUUAAACGUUGUUUUGGUAGUUGGUGAGUGUGUGUUGCGUACGCGAAUGGUCCGAGCUCCAACCAGCCGCCCGCAACGUCCACCGUGCUCCCCGACGUGCUUCUGACUCUAGAUAAGUUAGCUAGGUGUUCUCGUGUGUUUGUUAGGUAGACGUUUACAAUAUUCCAUUCAUAUUACUGUUAUAAUACAAUGUUCUUAGGAUUGUGAGAAGCACGUCGGUGACAGUAGCAAAACGUAGUCUGAAGUUCCAAUUUUGUUUCGUCAGUUCGCCGUUUGUUUACGGUUGUGUUUGAAAAUAUGAUUAGGGUCUGCGCGAUUAGUUUCUUUUACUACUUUCUCCAUCGUACAAAGUACAUAAGGGUGAAUGUGUUAAUUACCUGCCAAAAUAUGUAUAUAUUCUUUAAAAUUUAGUAUGCGACACUAACAGUGGGGAUUUUGGAAGAACCAUUUGGCGAAUGUAUGAGUUUUUUCAUAUUUGGGCUACAACAUGGUAAGUCAUAUUCCUAUUUUGUUCAAAUGUUGGCAUAAAUGUGUUCCCUAAUAAAACAUUUUUAAUAUACUUAUUUAAGACUUGUGUAUUUCAUAAAAUUUAGAAGACUUUCAAAUUACACUUCUAUAAAAACUUUUGUUUAAAAUUGAUAGUUUACAGAAAUUAAGAUUUUGGUAAAUGUGAAUUUUCAAACUGGUAAAAUACUGUAUAUAGUGUUUUUAAUUUGUUAUAUGGUCACAGUUUGUUGAAGCUUCUAUACGAAAAAUUUAAUUUUAAUAAUUUAAUUUAAUAUAUCAUGAUUUAAAAAGAAACGAGUGGUAUUCUUGGGGGAAAAAGUACAUACAAAAAUGACUAGUUCAGAUUAAUGGUUUAAAUAAAUGAGACAUACAAAUUUUUAUAAAACAUUUAAUUAAAAAUUGUUUAGUUAUAAUGUUAUAAAGUUUAGGUAGCAGCCAAGAAGCCCGAGUAUAGUAGUAUAGAAUGGCGAUAGGCAUUAAAGGGUUGUUCUUGUGGUGUUUUAAGAACAUUUAUCAUUUAAUGUUGUGAAUUACUAAAAAUAACAUUAAAUGUGAACAACGAAACUACUCAUAGAUAAAUGUAUAAACUCAUUGUACAAGAGAUCUAUAGAGUAAAAUCUAAAUAUCAAAUUGCAUGAGUUGUCAAACGAACUCCUGUGUUAAAGUUGAUUAUAUUUGUACUGACCUCAUAUGUUGUAUAUAAAGGAUUCAGUUUGUUGGAUAGCUAAAUAAACAGCGGUGUGACAUUAAAAGGAUUCCCAUGUCUCGAGUUAGCUGUGAUCCCUGUAUUUGUGAUUCAGAGAUGAUUUUGUUUAAUUGAAUGUUUUUGUUUUCAUAUGAGAACCUAACUGUUUCAUUCUGUGUAGAAAAUAAAAAUUUAUAUUAUGAUUGGUUUAAUGUUGAACUGCCAUUACUCUCUUAUAGUAAUCGUAUUUGUUUUACCUCAUAUGUUUAGACUGUUGAAUACUGUAUGUUUAAAAACUGUAUAUCCUCGACUAUUUCUUGUAUUUCAAAAAUUAAAGUAUUUUUCGUACAGUAUUUUAGUACGUACUAAAGUGUUUCAGAACUAGUUGUCUUUACGAUAGAUUAGAACUUCAUGGUAGUUCAUGUUUUGAAGAGUGCCAAACCCCUACUUUAGAUUUGAUUUCGUGUAGUUUCUCAACCAUAGUAUUCCGUUAUUGUCGGUAUCAAUUAUUAAAGUCUUACAGUAGGUGGAAGCUAUUUCGACAUCGGCCCGUUCGUUUCCAAGUGUAGCCCAUUUUGAAGCAUCUGGUUGUGCAUUUCUUAGAGUACACGUUUCGUACAUUUAUACUUUUAGGAACAUUGAAACUGCAUUGUAUUCUUUGCUGUGUAGUAGAAACACUGUGGCUUCAUCGACAUCUCGCGGAAAGAGGUAGUGAAUUAAAUCAAAUCUAUAAACGAAACAAUAAAGUAAAGUAGUACUAAACUAAUCUGGAACUCCGAGUUCUGUAUAAACGUGUAACUGCCGCCAAACAACACAGGUUGUGUCUAGUUACUCAACAUAUCACACAGCAUUCUCCACUGUACGCGAGGCACUGCACUGUACAUACCGAUUGUAAAUAUACCCGUCACCGUGCCAUCUAUGGGGUUAUCUCUGAAUCAAAAGACCAACUUUACGCUGUCUCCGUUUCUGCCUUUCCCGUCUCUUGUGAUAUUGAUAUUGUAGUUUUGGCUCCAGCCUCUAUUAUCCCGUAUUAAUGUUCACCGCAGACAUUAGAAAACUAGCGAUUUAGAUCUCCGUUUCUCACACAUAGCUUCAAAUAUGUGUGUAUGGAUAGAUGUCAACUAUUCUGUACUAGCUCUAAUUCCUUCUAGAGGAUUUCGAUUAUUUUGGCAACUUUGGAAGCCGAUACUGCUGGUGCUAGAAUUUACUUGCAUUGUAUUUUCCUUUGUAUUUAAUACCGUUCACCGUCAACAAACCACCCCGCUGUCUAAUAUAUCUUGAAUCUAACUGGUUUAUGUUUAAAUUUAAUUGUGUUAUGUUUUCAAGAAUGAUAAAUCUCUUAUGUACCGUACUAAAUUGUAUUUUAUUAGCAACUAUUGCAUCUAUUAAAAAGGAUUUUGUCAUCUGUUUCGGCUUUUGUGAUCUCAUUUUUAUAAAUAGACUCAUGAUUUUAAAAUUACCAAUAUUGAACACUUAUGAGUGAUUACAGCGUUGCACAUUUUACAAGCAUAUAGUAAAUAAACAUGGUCCCGUUUUGGAAAAUAGCCUAAUUAAAAAGUAGCCUAUAUUAUAUAAUAAUUUGCUUGACGAGUGUAAUUAUUUUGGUUAUAGUGUUUUUCGAGUGACGCUGUUACAUUGAAUUUAAGCAUUAUAAAAAAAAUCUAAUAUAUCAAUAACAGAUAUGGUUUUUAUUUGCCAGUGGCAAAUUAUACAGGUAUAUUUUCUUUAUUGUAAAAUGUUUUCUCUUCAACAGGUUUUCUAAUGUAAAUUACUUUGCUUUGAAGACAGCUGAAAUAACAUCAAUUUUAUCUACCCAUAAUGCAUUACAAACAAAACUAUUUACCAAUGCUUCAUACUACGUGUAAUUUAAUCCGUAUUGCUUACUGGUAAUAACACAAUUAGUUGUUUGGGUACGUGUUUUCUAAUGAUGUUUUGUUGAUCCCUGAAACAUUCCAUUUUCCUAUCGUUGUUGCUUUUUAAUAUGUUGUAAAUAUUAUCGUUCGAAUGUAAUUGUUGUGUUUUGAAAUGAGGUCUAUUCGUUGUUAUCGGCUUGAAUUAUAAAUCACUUGGAUAGCGAAUCGCGAAUUACUAGAGCAUUUGCUGAUUUGUUGUGUUAUGUGAAUAAGUGUAUUUGUUACAUAGUUCGUUGUUUUUGUCUUUCACAGUAAGGUAAACACCUGUAUUUAGUUUGUAGGGUUAAAACAUUGCUUGUAUUCGAAUUUGUAUGCCGAAUUUAUUGAGUAAUCGAUGUAUUGUGGUCGGAAUUUUUGAUAUAUUAUAACAAAACGAGCUUACUUUUGUUCAUAAUUGUAAAUUACAAUUUGUCAACAAUUUUUCAAGCAUGUCUUAAGUGCAAUGCAGUUAUUUUCAUAAUCAAAAUGUUGAAAUAAUUGAGUACAAAUAAAUUCGUACAACUUCAUUACUGAUUGUUUUUAUCAACUUCCAGUAAUAAUUUUAUUAAAGUUAUAUAUUUUUACUCAUUGAUAAAUAAAAGUCUAUUGUGUUUAUAUGAGAAAAUGAAUUAACUACUUAUUAAUUAAAUUUAACAACUUUACUCAGUUAUGUAUAUCUAACAAUAAAUUGAUAAACUUAGUUUGAUAUGUAUUUGGACAGUGUAUACUUUAAGGGUUAUACAGUGUAUUUUAAUUACUAUUAAAAGAUAACGGAUUUUUUAAAGAUGUAUCAUCUAGCCCACUUAAGUAGAAUAUCCAGUCUAUAAUUAAAUAGGCAAUCAUUUGUUUAGUAUGUUUUUGUAAGCAAUAUAGAAGUAGGUGGCCAUUUACCUUAGAUCAUUUACUGUAUAUGUUCUUGUUUAAACGAAGCUACAAGAAAUACAAUGCUGUUGUUUGUUGAAAAUUUUAAAUUUGUUUGCGUUUAGCACUUAAAAUGUUUAGCUUUUGUAUAAAAAGAGAAAUGUAUAAUUAAAGAUAAAGUUGACUUUUUGGAAUUGCUAAUUAGUCUUUUGGAAAAUACUUGUAUUUGGUGAUAAAUACCAUUUAUUUUAAUUACAUCAGUACAUGUAUAUGUUAUUUAAAUAAUAGUGAAUGAAAUUAAUAUUACAAAAUAAUUAAGUAUUUUAUAUAAAAUUUAACCACUAUAAUUUACUACAUCAAAAUAUUUACACCACAAAUAACCCAAACAGUUUUCAAGUCUUAUAGUUUAUCUUACUAAAUGUAUUCAUUGAACAACUCCAUUGUAAUAAAAUCUGUUUUAACUUGUAAUUUUUGAAGAGACUAAACUUAAACAUUUUAUAAUUACCUUCAGUUACGAGUACAUUAUUUAAAUACAUUCUACAUCAUUAAUUGUGUGUGUAGAAUAUAUCAUUCAAAAAUAAUUUCAGAUAACAAAAAAGACAAGAUUUUCACCACAACAUCACUGUUUGUAUUUCUUGUUACUGGCAUUUUCUUAUACAAGCCUAAAAUGGUUUUGGAAAUAAGCAACCAAAAUUUGUCUGAUUGAGGCAUUGUAUAGUAAUUAUUGUAUAAAUUAUAUACAAUAUAACUGUAUUAUAUUAAAUUUGUAUUUAUAUUAAGAAUGUAUGUGAUGCAAAUUUCACACAAAUAAAGUUUAAUGUGAAAAAAAUUAUUACAAAUUUAAAUUCUCUGUGAUAUUUGCAUUUAAAGUAAAAUACGUGACAUUGUAUUUAUUUAAUAACUAUAGUCUCAUUAUUUGUACCUGCAGGGAUACUGGUUGUACUUAUAUACUUCUGAAUAUAAAAUUAUUAUGUAACUGUGAGAAUUGGUAUCUGUUUUGCGUUAUUUCCAAAAUCUUAGGCUUUGUUAAGAAAUUAGUAGUUCGAAUAAUGAGUUUAUAUAUAACUCCUAUGUAUUCUCUAUUAAUAUAAAUGAACAUCUGAAAUGGCCUAAACUGAAUGUACAUAGUUAAGAACUGUGUAGCCAGAGGCGUUCCAUUCUAAUGUACAGCGCGUAGCCAGACACCUACCACCCUCUUUCCUGAUGCCCGCCCCCCCCCCCCCCGUGUACAUAGCCUCCCUCAUAGCUAUAGGAUCUUUCUAAUUAUUCACCGGCUUUGUCGAGUGUACAUUAUUAUGCCCACAUAAAUAUUUUAGUCUCAGAAACUUCAAUAAUAACUAAAUACCACUUAGCUCAGACAACGUUACUACAAUAUGAAUAUUCUCAUAUUGUGCAACUAAACAAUUUACGUGUGAAUUGUAUAGAUCUUUUCAGUAUAUUUAAAUAAAAAUACUUGUUUUGUGAUGCCCCUGACAAAAAAUGGGGGUUUUCGAAGAAACUUUAUAGUUGCGAGUGUUUUGUCUCUUUGGACUACCUCGAGGUUAACCACCGUCGCCUAUAUUGUUCAGAUUUUUGUAUGAAUGUGUUUGCUACUUUCCUUUUUCAAAGAUUACAGGCCUUCAAGUUAUGUUUCACGUGUAAAUUAUAUAUGCACAAUUAAUUGCUAAUCUUAACAAAUAUGCAAAAGCCAAGAGUAUUUUCUUUAAAAAAAUGUGUUUAACACUCUGAGCUUCGUGGAAUAUUACAUAUGUUUUGCAUUGAACUCUAAUUGCUAUUCAGACAGUGAACUAAUUUCCUCUCUUUCACUCACUAUGCUUUUAGUCCCACAAUUGCCAUAUAUAGCACAUUAAAGUCAUACCAUGUGUUUCAGAUGUUUGGAAAAACAUUGUGCUCGUAUAUACUUCCUAUGUGAUUAAAUAAUGUGUUUCUUCAAAGUGGUAAGAUAGAUAUUUUUAAAACUGAAAAUCGCUUACUGUCAGUGGAAUGCUAUAAAACAUAUUUUUAAUAAAAUGUUUAUAUCUGAAACGUCUAAUAAAACAUAUAAAGUAAUGUAUAAUAUAAAUCAAUUAAUAAUUGUUGAAAUCAGGAAGAAAGCAAGUUUCAGCUAAGGGUUUAUUUUGUCUCUAUAUCGUUAUAUAUACAAACUUACAUUUCAUGUUUUUGGUACUUUAGUAAAUAGUAAUAAUCAAACUUGUACACAUCUUCCACAGAACGAGAGGCAUUUAAACGCCCUUUCGUUUGAACAAUGUACUUUAUAUCUAUUACGUUGGUGCAUCGUAUAUUGUACUCGAGUAUUCCAAAUUAUUUAAAAAUAUUACUUCUUAAUCUUU